AUGUACUGGUUCCAUAUAGUGCUUCUCGGUCACAGGGGAGGUGGCGGCGGUGGUUUCGGCGGAGGCCGCGGCGGAAGGGGCCCGCCGAUCGAUGCGUCCGUCACGGGCAAUCUCACAGGUCGCGUGGGCGCGUGGGUCUCCAACUGCACGGCGGACAUCGGCGCGACCCGCGGAAAGUUCCUGCUCGCGGUCUUUAAGGACGAAUCGUCGGGCACGCCCGUCUACAACCUCUAUUUCGACGCCGAUCUCGACGAAUACGACGGCACCGCUCCCGACACGAUCAGCAUCGUGCAGGGCGCCGCGUGCGACUCGACCGCCACCGCCGCUCUCUCCCUGCCGUCCACCGGCUGGGCCACCGAGACGCGCGGCGGUCGCGGCGGCUGGGGCGGCGGCGGCGGGUCGCACACGGAGCUGCGCGUGACGGGCACCGUGGAAGGAGCGGACGCGACGGUCGUCGAGGCGCUUCUCGCGGGCGUGCCGAACGCGACGGUGACGCAGAACGCGUUCACUAAGGUGAUUAACGGCGCGAGGCAGGGCUUCCAGAACGCUUUCGGCGGACGCCGCCGCGGGCGCGAGCUUGCGGGGAACAGCGCGGGGAAGCUGACGCAGCAGUUCCUGAAGCGCCAGCGCGCGCGCCUGGCGUGGAUGGGCGCCAAGACCAAGGCGCUGUUCGCGACGUUCAUCGGGACCACCGACACCACGACUGACUCGCCCUACGCGGUCAUUUUUACCGACAGCACGACCGGCAACUCCUGGAGCGCCGCGCUCACUGGGAACUUCGGCAAGUGUGGCGGUCGCGGGCGUGGUGGUCACGGGCCUGACGGUGACGGCGAUGGCCCUGGUGGCGCUGGUGGUGCUGGUGGCCGUGGUGGCCGUGGCGGCCGUGGUGGUGGCUAUUGA
Molecule: messenger RNA, 900 nt
Organism: Closterium sp. Yama58-4
Lineage: Eukaryota; Viridiplantae; Streptophyta; Zygnematophyceae; Desmidiales; Closteriaceae
Source: the annotation of a GenBank genome assembly